GCGUUUCGGCUAAACCGACCGCAGAUAAAGUCCAUAAAGCGAAAGGCAGGCCAGUCAGCCUGAGCCAGCAGUGCUACUCCACAUAAAUACCCACACCAGCCACAGUCGGAACCCUAGCUAGGGCCAUGGAGAAGGAACUGGUCGGUAGGUUGGAGGCCGCAGUCGCGCGCCUCGAGGCCCUUGUGGUGGCUGAAUCUCGCGCCGCGCCGCCGGGCCUCGUCGCCGACGAGCCCGACGCCGUGGAUCCGGCAAUCGCUGCAUUCGACGAGCUGGUCCAGAACUACCUCCGACGGCUUUCAGCCGCUGCUGAUAAGAUCGGGAGCAAGGUUCAGGAGACCACCAAGAUCCUGGCGGAGGCCUUCUCUGUGCUCAAGGAGCUCCUCGUCAAGGCCAAGCAGUGCCAGAAACCUGAUCUGGCUGGUUUACAAGAGUUCUUGAAGCCACUCAAUGAAGUGAUCCUUAAAGCAAGCGCCUUGGCAGAAGGAAAACGGACUGAGUUUUUCAACCAUUUGAAAACCUCUGCAGAUAGUCUUACAGCUUUGGCUUGGGUAGCUUACUUGGGAAAAGAUUUAGGCAUGAGUAUGCCAACUUCUCAUGUGGAAGAAAGUUGGCAGAUGGCUGAAUUCUAUAACAAUAAGAUUCUUGUGGAAUACAGGAAUAGAGAUGCAAACCAUGUAGAAUGGGCAAAAGCUUUGAAGGAGUUGUAUAUACCUGGAUUACGAGAUUAUGUAAAGAAAUUUUAUCCCCUAGGUAUUGUUUGGGGCUCUUCUGGUGCUGCAGUUCUUUCUUCAUCAGCAACCACUCCUGUGGCAAAAGGCCCUCCAGGAAGGGGCCCUCCUGCUCCUCCCCCUCCUCAUUCAACAGCACUUUUUGCCUCUGAAGCUGCAACAUCACAAUCAAAGGAGGGAAUGCCUGCUGUCUUCCAAGAGAUCAGCUCUGGCAGAUCCGUAACUUCAGGUCUGCGGAAAGUCACUGAUGAUUUGAAGACCAAAAAUCGAGCAGAUAGAGCUGGUGUCGUUGCUGCUACCGAAAAAGGUUCUCGUGCUAGUUCCUUCUCCUUCUGCAAAGAAGGGCCUCCAAAACUUGAGCUUCAAAUGGGUCGCAAGUGGGUUGUUGAGAAUCAGAUUGGAAAAAAGAAUCUGGUUAUUGAUGACUGUGAUUCCAGGCAAACUGUAUACAUUUAUGGGUGCAGAGAUUCAGUUUUACAAAUUAAAGGAAAAGUGAACAACAUUACAAUUGAUAAAUGCACCAAGAUGGGUACUGUAUUCAUGGAUGUUGUGGCUGCUUGUGAAAUUGUGAAUUGCAAUGCUGUUGAAGUGCAAUGCCAGGGUUCAGCUUCAGCACCAACAAUAUCGAUUGACAAUACAUCAGGUUGCCAAUUGUACCUGUGCAAACAUUCAUUGGGGGCUUCAAUAACCACUGCCAAAUCAAGUGAAAUUAAUGUACUUGUUCCAAGUGCUGGUCCUGACAGCGACUGGGUGGAACAUGCUUUACCGCAGCAGUUUGCCCACAGUUUCAAGAGCGGUCAGUUUGUGACAACGCCAGUAUCACACUCAGGUGGCUAGGCACGCUCCCCAUGUUUCCCGUCACAUAUAGAUACUCUGUGUGAUUAUUAUAGACCUGCGGAAAAUGCUGCAAUUGUUCUCUUUGUAAGAUGUGUAAUUUAGUUCCUAUUAAAAACCGUAUAUAUUCUGGUCAUCUUGGUUCAUUUGUUUCUUUCGAGUCGCAGAAAUUUAGCCAUUCAGGCAUCAUCUCUGCGUUGAAGGCGUGUUUGUAUUGAUAUUUGUAAGGGCGGGUUUUCCAAUUUGAAAGGGUGAGACGGUAAUUUUGUUCCAUGUAACAUUAAUAGGCCUUGUAUAAUAUCUUUGAAAUCAUUAUUAUCCAUUUAGGUUUCGUGACCUCA
This is a messenger RNA of Zingiber officinale, 1903 nucleotides long. Its product is annotated as cyclase-associated protein 1-like. The record is from RefSeq and is a predicted model, not a curated record. Gene Ontology annotation, cellular component: cytoplasm. The coding region runs from base 126 to 1565 and encodes 479 amino acids. Gene Ontology annotation, molecular function: adenylate cyclase binding; actin binding. Gene Ontology annotation, biological process: cytoskeleton organization; regulation of adenylate cyclase activity. Lineage: Eukaryota; Viridiplantae; Streptophyta; Magnoliopsida; Zingiberales; Zingiberaceae. The transcript is spliced from 10 exons.